GGACGGCGCGGCCAGGUGAUGGUGGGCCCCUGUGUUUCUCCGGAGCAAGGGGGACCCCUAGAGCAGCCUUGCACCUGGGCUGCCCCCGCGAGACGUUUGACAUCAGCCCUAGGGAGGUCGGGCAGCCCAGAGCCUGCCUGUCUCCGUUAAGUGCCCUUAGGAUGCAGCGAUUAAGGAAUUAGGCGCUCCCUUCGGGAGGGGCACUGGCUGUGCUGGUGAACCCCGUGCAGUGAAAAACGACAAUGAUGCUGUCCGAGCAAGCCCAAAAGUGGUUUCCAACCCACGUGCAGGUCACCGUGCUCCAGGCCAAAGAUCUGAAGCCAAAAGGCAAAAGUGGCACCAAUGACACAUACACUAUAAUUCAGCUGGGCAAGGAAAAGUACUCCACCUCUGUAGCUGAGAAAACCCUUGAACCAGUCUGGAAGGAAGAGGCCUCUUUUGAGCUACCUGGAUUGCUAAUGCAGGGGAAUCCAGAGAAAUACAUUCUUUUCCUCAUAGUUAUGCACAGGUCCCUGGUGGGUCUGGAUAAGUUUUUAGGGCAGGUGGCAAUCAAUCUCAAUGACAUCUUUGAGGACAAACAAAGAAGGAAAACAGAGUGGUUUAGAUUAGAAUCCAAACAAGGAAAAAGAGCCAAAAAUAGGGGUGAGAUAAAGGUCAAUAUUCAAUUUAUGAGGAACAAUAUGACGGCAAGUAUGUUUGACUUAUCAAUGAAGGACAAAACAAGAUCUCCUUUUGCAAAAUUAAAAGAUAAGAUGAAAGGUAGAAAAAAUGAUGGAACAUUUUCUGAUACAUCUUCUGCAAUCAUUCCAAGUACUCACAUGCCUGAUGCCAAUACUGAAUUUUCAAGUGGUGAAAUACAGAUGAAAUCCAAACCAAAAAAGCCUUUUCUUCUGGGUCCUCAGCGACUCUCGUCGGCACACUCAAUGUCCGAUUUAUCUGGAUCCCAUAUGUCUUCUGAGAAACUGAAGACUGGCACCAUAGGUCAAACACAUCUUCUAGGACACCACAUAGAUUCCUUUGUAGCAGUUCCAGAAAGUGGAAGUCUCAAAUCUCCACACAGAAGAACAUUAAGCUUUGAUACUUCCAAAAUGAACCAACCUGUCAGCAUUGUGGAUGAAGGUGAAUUGUCUUUCGGAAGACAAAAUGACCCAUUUACAAAUGUGACUGCUUCAUUACCCCAAAAAUUUGCAACACUGCCAAGAAAGAAAAAUCCAUUUGAAGAAAGCAGUGAAUCAUGGGACAGCAGCAUAAAUUUAUUUUCAAAAUCAGUUGAAGUAAGAAAGGAAAAUAAAAGAGAGAAAAGGGAGAAAGUGAGCCUGUUUGAAAGAGUGACUGGAAAAAAAGAUAGCAGAAGAUCUGAUAAACUUAACAAUGGGGGUUCUGAUAGCCCUUGUGACUUGAAAUCACCUAAUGCAUUUAGUGAAAAUCGUCAGGACUAUUUUGAUUAUGAGUCAACUAAUCCAUUUACAGCAAAAUUCAGGGCUUCAAAUAUAAUUCCGUCUUCAAGUUUUCCUAUAAAUCUGACAAGCAAUGAAGACCUCAGGAAAAUCCCGGACAGCAAUCCAUUUGAUGCCACUGCAGGGUAUCGUAGUCUGACCUAUGAAGAGGUACUACAGGAGCUGGUGAAACACAAAGAACUCCUUAGGAGGAAAGACACUCACAUCCGGGAACUCGAGGACUACAUCGACAACCUCCUCGUAAGGGUAAUGGAAGAAACGCCCAGUAUUCUCAGAGUGCCAUAUGAACCAUCCAGGAAAGCUGGCAAAUUCUCUAAUAGUUCAUAAAGCCAAUUGUACUGCAUUCGUAAUUGGGCAAAGAAAGAGAGGAAAG
This is a messenger RNA of Carlito syrichta (Philippine tarsier), 1830 nucleotides long. RefSeq names its product RAB11 family interacting protein 2 (gene RAB11FIP2). NCBI's taxonomy places the organism in Eukaryota, Metazoa, Chordata, Mammalia, Primates, Tarsiidae. The coding region runs from base 243 to 1784 and encodes 513 amino acids. Gene Ontology annotation, biological process: regulated exocytosis. Gene Ontology annotation, molecular function: small GTPase binding. The record is from RefSeq and is a predicted model, not a curated record. Gene Ontology annotation, cellular component: phagocytic cup; endosome. The transcript is spliced from 5 exons.